GGGCUCUGGCCCAAAGCCCAUUUGACUUCCCUUGAAACGCAUGCCCAUUCAGUGGAUAGGCGGCCGGCCCGUUCACCAUUUCUCAUCGUUCAAUUCAGAAUCUGAUACAUCAGAGAAGGGCCACAGCACAGAGAGAGACUGUCUGCCAGUGGACGCGAGGGAGCGCCUCCGCCUCAGAUCCAACCCCCACCGAUGCGAGCUCCGGCGAUGCUCCGCUGGGCCGCGGCGGCGCUCGCGGCGCUCCUCGCCGCCUCACCGGCCGCCGCGUUUUACCUACCCGGCGUGGCGCCCAACGACUUCCAUAAGAAAGAUCCACUUUUGGUGAAGGUGAAUAAGCUGACAUCCACGAAGACGCAACUUCCCUACUCAUAUUACUCUCUUCCUUUCUGUAAACCAAACACGAUAGUUGACAGUGCAGAGAAUCUUGGAGAAGUUCUGCGUGGUGAUCGCAUUGAGAACUCUCCUUAUGUGUUUGAGAUGGGGGAACCCAAGAUGUGCCAGAUUAUCUGCAAAGCAAAAAUUGAUGAUAAACAGGCAAAGGAGCUUAAGGAAAAAAUAGAGGAUGAGUAUCGGGUGAACAUGAUUCUUGACAAUCUCCCACUAGUUGUUCCUAUUGCAAGGCAGGAUAGGGGUGCUACUGUUUACCAGGCUGGAUAUCAUGUUGGUGUCAAGGGCCAAUACACUGGUAACAAUGAUGAGAAGUCCUUUAUCCACAACCACUUGGCAUUUUUAGUAAAAUACCAUAAGGAUGAAACUACAGAUCUCUCUAGAAUUGUUGGAUUUGAGGUCAAACCAUUCAGUAUCAAUCACCAGUUUGAAGGGCCGUGGAAUGAUAAAAACACUCGUUUAAUCACAUGUGAUCCUCAUGCCAGCAAGCUUGUGGUAAACUCAGAUACUCCUCAGGAGGUUGAAGCCGGGAAGGAAAUCAUAUUUACCUAUGAUGUAGGCUUCGAGGAGAGUGAUAUCAAGUGGGCUUCUCGCUGGGACACCUACUUGUUAAUGAUAGAUGAUCAAAUUCACUGGUUUUCUAUUGUGAACUCUCUCAUGAUCGUACUCUUCUUAUCUGGGAUGGUGGCAAUGAUUAUGCUCCGCACCCUUUAUAGAGAUAUCUCUAGGUACAAUCAGCUUGAAACUGAAGAAGAAGCCCAAGAGGAGACAGGAUGGAAGCUUGUUCAUGGAGACGUAUUCCGCCCUCCUGCAAACUCCGACUUACUCUGUGUCUGUGUUGGGACUGGUGUUCAGUUCUUCGGUAUGCUACUAGUAACCAUGAUCUUUGCUGUUCUGGGUUUCCUUUCGCCAUCAAACCGGGGAGGACUGAUGACUGCCAUGCUGCUCACUUGGGUCUUGAUGGGGUUGUUCGCCGGAUAUGCUUCUUCACGCCUGUAUAAGAUGUUGAAAGGAUCGGAAUGGCGGAGCAUCACCCUGAGGACCGCCUUCCUGUUUCCUGGGAUUGCUUUCGGUAUUUUCUUCAUCCUUAAUGCUCUAAUAUGGGGGGAGAAGUCGUCUGGCGCUGUUCCUUUCACCACAAUGUUUGCUUUGGUCCUCCUCUGGUUUGGUAUCUCGGUUCCUCUUGUAUUUGUCGGGAGCUAUCUGGGCUUCAAGCAACCUGCCAUUGAGGCUCCGGUGAAGACGAACAAGAUCCCAAGACAGGUCCCUGAGCAGGCUUGGUACAUGAACCCUGCCUUCACCAUUCUGAUUGGUGGCAUACUUCCGUUCGGAGCAGUCUUCAUCGAGCUCUUCUUCAUCCUGACGUCGAUCUGGCUUCACCAGUUCUACUACAUCUUUGGCUUCCUGUUCCUGGUGUUCAUUAUCCUCAUCAUCACCUGUGCGGAGAUCACGAUCGUGCUGUGCUAUUUCCAACUGUGCAGUGAGGACUACCUGUGGUGGUGGAGGUCCUUUCUGACCUCAGGAUCAUCAGCAAUCUACCUCUUCCUGUACGCCGGGUUCUACUUCUUCACUAAGCUACAGAUCACUAAGGUUGUGUCAGGCAUGCUGUACUUUGGCUACAUGCUUCUUGCCUCGUUUGCUUUCUGUGUGCUCACCGGUACGAUCGGCUUCUACGCCUGCUUCUGCUUCACAAGAUUGAUUUAUUCAUCUGUGAAGAUCGACUAGGCAUGUUCCAUGGGCCUGCAGCGAGUAUGCCCAUUGUGUGUUUUUUUUCAUGAAUUUUCAGUGCAGCUGUACUUUUGGUGUUAGCUUAUAAACAAUUUAUGCUCACUGUGGUUCAGAGUUGUACAAGGAUAGGACACUACUGCUAGCUUUAUAUGGGGUAAUUUUAACUUGUGCUGUUGAGAACUGCUGCAUACGUUCAAUCCAUAGUCUCGUUAUCGUCUGCCA
This is a messenger RNA of Zea mays, 2337 nucleotides long. RefSeq names its product transmembrane 9 superfamily member 9. The coding region runs from base 193 to 2112 and encodes 639 amino acids. The record is from RefSeq and is a predicted model, not a curated record. The transcript has 7 exons. Gene Ontology annotation, biological process: protein localization to membrane. NCBI's taxonomy places the organism in Eukaryota, Viridiplantae, Streptophyta, Magnoliopsida, Poales, Poaceae. Gene Ontology annotation, cellular component: membrane.